AUGUCCACCACCACAUCUAACAACCCCAACCCAAACCCCAACACCCCCGCAGCGCCUAGUGGGCCCGGCUCCACCAAAAUCGCGGGGAGGCUGGAGUUGCUGUCCCGGCAGAACCGCUACCAACCGCCGCUAUCGUCAUCAUCAUCAGCCCGCUCCUCCCCCUUCCCAACCCACCUCGGCCUCUUCGCCUACGGCACAUUAACCAUCGAUGCGGUGAUGCACGCCCUGCUAGACCGGGUGCCGCCGUCAACGCUGACUUCAGCGCCCGGGUGGAGAGCAGCUGGCUUGCCGGAUUUACCAUACCCAGGGCUUGUCACCGACCCGACAAGUGUGGCACCAGGGAGGGCCUACAACGACCUCACAGAGCGAGAAUGGGCCAUUUUGGACUCUUUUGAGAAUCCAAAGUACGACGUCGCGCGGGUCACUCUUGCCAGUGGCGCUGAAGCGCUGGCCUAUAUCUGGCCUGCUGAUCCCCCUGCGCUGACGACCACUUGGACGGUUGACUUCAUCGAUACUGAAGGCAUGGAAGACUACCUAGCCAUGUGUGUGGAAUUCAGGCAGGACUGGGAGGAGAGCCAGAGGUCAAAGACUUCCUGA
Molecule: messenger RNA, 597 nt
Organism: Podospora anserina S mat+
Lineage: Eukaryota; Fungi; Ascomycota; Sordariomycetes; Sordariales; Podosporaceae
Exons: 2
Coding region: 1-597 (198 amino acids)
Source: RefSeq, a predicted model, not a curated record